This is a messenger RNA of Arabidopsis lyrata subsp. lyrata, 1101 nucleotides long. Its product is annotated as probable ran guanine nucleotide release factor. NCBI's taxonomy places the organism in Eukaryota, Viridiplantae, Streptophyta, Magnoliopsida, Brassicales, Brassicaceae. The transcript is spliced from 9 exons. The record is from RefSeq and is a predicted model, not a curated record. Gene Ontology annotation, cellular component: nucleus. Gene Ontology annotation, biological process: protein import into nucleus. Gene Ontology annotation, molecular function: small GTPase binding; guanyl-nucleotide exchange factor activity. Bases 310 to 864 code for a protein of 184 amino acids.
AACAAAGUUGGGCCUAAUAUUGAGUUUCAGAAACGACGUCGUAUGAUACAAAACCUGAAACAAUCGCUUCUCCUUCUUCCUCACGCUCCUCAAGCUCCGACUUCAAUCUUUUUUUGUUCUUCGAAUCUCUUCGUCUUUGUUUUUGCUAUCGGCUAAUCUUUCUAUCGGAUUUUUGUUUCUUGUUGCGUUAAAUAAGCUUCUUGUUCGCACGUCAAAGCAACGCUUCUUUCGAUUAUAAAUACUCAACUCCAACUUUUUUGAUUUCUCUGCAACUUGUUUCUCUUUUACUUCCCAGAUACAUUGCAAAACAUGUCCGGUGAGUUGUGUUCGGUGAGGCCUUUGUUUGGUGGCGCUAUUUCCACCUUCUUCCCUCAAAGAUUUCAGGAUGUGAGUAAUAUCCGACAAGUUUCAGAUCAUCAGGAAGUGUUUGUGGAUCCUUCAAGAGAUGAGAGUUUGAUUUUUGAGUUGUUGGAUUUCAAGACUGAGGUUGGUGACAUUGGCAGUGCUUCUUGGUUCCUUAAUGAUCUUGCGCGUGAGCAAGAUGCUGAAGGAUUUCUGUUGAUAGAGCAAUCAGAGGUCAUUGAGGCGCCUGGACUGUCCUUCAGAAACAUCCCUGCCAUUGGGACAACUGCUAUUGGAGAGAUGGCUAUAUCCAAAGGAAGACAGGGAAGAGAAGCACAAAACCUAGUGAGGGUGUAUGUGGCAAAUCUUCGUCUUAAGGGGAUUGAUACUGAUGUCUUAGUGACUGCAUAUGAACCUAUCUUGAUAAACCCUCUGAGCGAAAGCGUGGAUGCUGUGGGAUCUGGUUUAGUUGUCCCAGCUUCUCAAUCUGGAAUAAUGCCAAUGUGUGAUGUCAUUAAAUAAUCACUCUCUACCUUCAAAGUCAAUGACUGGAAUCUUUUCGGUUCCUCAGUUUGAGUCUAUGCGAAAUGAGAAGACAAUUCAAGCCUGCCAAUUUGGUGUAGCUAAGGCUUCAAGAAGUUUGCGUUGUUAAAGAUUUUCAAGUAAUUUUUAUUUCUUUUAGUUUUAGUUGUUCUGUGACACCCCUCUCCCAUACUACCGAGAUGGCGUGCCACUUUUCCUUUAAGACCUUAUUCCAUA